This is a messenger RNA of Parnassius apollo (apollo), 693 nucleotides long. NCBI's taxonomy places the organism in Eukaryota, Metazoa, Arthropoda, Insecta, Lepidoptera, Papilionidae. The record is from the annotation of a GenBank genome assembly.
AUGUUUUCCGGAACACCCAGUGGUGAUAUAGCUCCUUACGUCGUCUAUAAAUCUGAAAAUAUGUGGACACAAUGGUGUGAUGGAGUUCCAGAAGGUGCGCGUUAUAAUCGAACUAAAAGUGGCUGGUUCGACUCUGCCAUGUUCAUGGAUUGGUUCACAACAAUAGUAAUACCGUGGGCUCAACGUCUAGAAGGACCAAAGCUGGUUAUAGGAGACAAUCUUUCAAGCCACAUUAACGUAGAUGUGGUAGAACUUUGCGAGCGUCACAAUAUUAGAUUCGUGUUACUACCACUCAAUUCUACGCACUUAACUCAGCCUCUGGAUGUUGCAUUUUUUGCUCCACUUAAACGAACGUGGAGAAAAAUUCUUUUUAAAUAUAAAAUAGAAAACCCAAAGCAGACGUCUCUCAAUAAAAUGCACUUUCCUUUACUUUUGAAGCAAUUAAUUGAAGUAAACUUAAAUAAAGCUUAUAACUUGAUCAGUGGAUUUAGAGCAACGGGCAUAUUUCCGUAUAAUCCACAGAAAGUAUAUUCAAAAAUUCCGGAAUACUGUGAAGAGAUUACUUAUGACGUAGAUAAAUCUUUACUGGACUAUCUAAAAGAGAAUCUGAAUCAAAACCCAAUUAGGCGAAAUAUAAAUAAAAAAAUUAAUGUCGCAGAUGAAAAAAUCUGUCACAAGCUUGGAUAUGACUAA